Messenger RNA from Orbicella faveolata, 974 nucleotides. RefSeq lists its product as uncharacterized. NCBI's taxonomy places the organism in Eukaryota, Metazoa, Cnidaria, Anthozoa, Scleractinia, Merulinidae. The record is from RefSeq and is a predicted model, not a curated record.
CAACCACUUAGUAGAAUCCAGACUUUACCUAUUAAAUUCUUGGAUCCUUGUGUGGGUCCCAGCUCUGCCCGGGCUGAAACCCACAGGAAUGAACCCAAAUAUUUUGAUGUUUAAAUAUGUUUGAUUCUCCUGUUUACUAAAUGCAGCGCAUACCUAUAAUGAUAACGAGAAACCUCCAUGGAAUGCAAAGACUGCUGUACCAUCUCAUGAUUUUGAUGAGUGGUUCAACAUGCAGCACAGGGCACCCAGGACUGCUGAUGAGGACUUGAGGGACUAUCAAGGAUCUUCCUGGGGAAGGAAUGGAGAAAUUGAAAGGCCAGCAGGCAGAACAGUGAUUUACAAUCGACGAGCUCCAUCAGCAGGUCCUGUGUACUAUGCUGAUGAUAGCCUAGAAGCGGAGCUGAACGUGGGAAGGGACAUCAAAAUUCAAACAGAAGGAAGUGACUCCUCGUCUGUGGCAUCAUAUGAGUCCACUAGAUCACGAAAGCAAAAGGCUCGACAUGCUGCAGAAGAACACCGUCGUCAGCUUCAAGCUCUUCUACUGAACAAGAAUCCCAGUAGAGGAAGUGUUAAUGGAAUAAAUAAUGAUUAUGAUCUUCAUGACGAUGGCACAGAAUUGUUAGAAAAUGUUGAUGAGCUGGAGUCUGAAGGAGUGUCAAACCUCCACAGCACAGGAGCAAGACUUUCCAAGGUGACCGAAGGCUUUUGUUGUUGCUUAAGUAUACAACAUGUAUGUGAAACAAACUGCACAUGGAAAGUCAAGUUCUGAAAGUUAAUCCUUUCUCAUCUCAUCAGUUUAGUCAAAAUCUUAUUUCUCCCAACAAUAUCAAUACAUAGCUGAGCAGAAAGGUUAUGAGAGUAAACAAAAUCAUCACAAGGGAAAUAUUGUCUUGAUGUAAUGAUAAAUUCUCAGAAUGAACUUUGAAGUAAAUGUAAGACAUUUGGUAAGAAGAGUUUACAUUUUCACUAUAUUA